CAUUGAAACAUACAAUACAAGAGAAAGCCAGCGGCAGGCGAGCGCAGCCCAGAGGAGUCAGCGGCAGCAGGAGCCUCCCGAGGCGGGGACGGCGGCGGCGACCUCCGGGCAGUGGCCUUCCUUUAGGGCCUGUUUAAAGGGAUACUGUCAACUUUAAAUCCAGAGACAAGCUUUUGUGUAGGUGCAAGUAAAUAAAAACUUUCUGUCAGCAAAUUGAAAGGAAUAUAGCAGCAAGAUGUCUGCCCGAAGUGGGAAAAAGAAAAUGUCCAAAAUGUCACGCUCAAGCAGGGCAGGUGUUAUUUUCCCUGUGGGGAGGAUGAUGCGCUACUUGAGGAAAGGAACAUACAAGUACCGGAUAGGUGUUGGAGCGCCAGUCUACAUGGCAGCUGUCAUAGAAUACCUAGCAGCCGAAAUACUAGAGCUAGCGGGGAAUGCAGCAAGAGACAACAAAAAGGGAAGAAUUGCCCCCAGACACAUCCUCCUGGCAGUUGCCAAUGAUGAGGAACUGAACCAGUUGCUAAAAGGAGUGACCAUUGCAAGUGGAGGGGUCCUGCCCAGAAUUCAACCAGAGCUUCUUGCCAAAAAACGAGGUGCCAAAGGCAAAUCUGAAACUAUCCUUUCCCCAUCUCCCGAAAAGAGAGGGAGGAAAUCCUUGGUGAGCAAGAAGAGUGGAAAGAAAGCAAAGGCUACCAAAGCCCGUGCACCCAAAAAGAGCAAGCAGAAGGAGAAUGAAAAAGAAGGGGCCUCAAAUUCAACAUCUGAGGAUGGACCUGGGGAUGGAUUCACCAUCCUGUCUUCUAAGAGCCUCGUUCCAGGACAGAAGCUUUCUCUGACACAAAGUGACGUCAGCCAUAUUGGCUCCAUGAAAGUAGAAGGCAUUGUUCACCCAACAACUGCUGAAAUAGACCUCAAGGAGGAAAUAGGCAAGGCCUUGGAAAAGGCUGGAGGGAAAGAAUUUUUAGAAACAGUAAAGGAGCUCCGCAAAUCACAAGGACCUUUGGAAGUUGCUGAAGCUGCCCUCAGCCAGUCCAGUGGACUAGCAGCAAAGUUUGUGAUCCACUGUCACAUCCCACAGUGGGGUUCAGACAAAUGUGAAGAGCAACUUGAGGAGACUAUUAAGAACUGCUUAACAGCUGCAGAAGACAAGAAAUUGAAAUCUGUGGCUUUCCCACCUCUCCCCAGUGGCAGAGCUGUGCUGCAAUCUUUAUUUAAAUGGACUAUGAGCACCCACCUCCACGCAUCAGAUCACUACUUGGAAGUCAACAAGAAUGGAAUAUACAUGGACAAGCAUUCGAAGAAGAAAAGUUACUUACCUUUACAGAAACUGCUUCCCAAAACAGACCGCAGCCCAGGUGACUCUCAAAGCCAUUUCCACCCAUUUUGAUGACACUAGUUCUUCCUCCCUGAAGAACAUUUACUUUCUGCUCUUUGACAGUGAGAGCAUCGGAAUCUACGUGCAAGAAAUGGCAAAGCUAGACACCAAGUAGCUAUGGCAGCCAAAUGAAGCUUUAUUUUUCAACAUAAAUUUGAGUAGCAUUAAAGAAUUAGAGGUGGGUUUUAUUUUUAAAACGUGGUGAAGAGGGGGAAUGUUAGUAGUUUGAUGUUUUGUGACUUAAUGGAGAACUUUGCUAUGGAGGAGAGGGUUUAGUCUGUGAUUAAUUCUUGCUAUAGAUACCCCCUACCAUUUUAUAUCACCUUAAAGAAAUCUUGAGUAGUUAAUUUGCCAGCUCUCUUCAAAAGUUUGUUUAAAUGUGUCUUGCUUUUUUAGUUUAGGACUCAUUUUAGAUUUGUAGCUUUGAAUUUUACACACACGCACACAAUUCUUUGUUCCCCUUUCUUUUUUCGACGGUGGAUGGCAAAAUGUUAAUUUUUUUUGUCUACAUUCCAUGUUGGAGAGAGAAUUUUAAAGAUGUACUAGGACCUUCUAUUUUGUUUUUCCCCAUAAUAAUCUCUGUAAUUACUGAGAAUAUUUCAUCUUGUUUUUUUGUUUUAUAAGAAAAAAGAAAAGAAAA
This is a messenger RNA of Mauremys reevesii (Reeves's turtle), 2012 nucleotides long. Its product is annotated as core histone macro-H2A.2. The coding region runs from base 236 to 1384 and encodes 382 amino acids. Gene Ontology annotation, molecular function: structural constituent of chromatin; DNA binding; protein heterodimerization activity. Gene Ontology annotation, biological process: nucleosome assembly. The transcript has 11 exons. NCBI's taxonomy places the organism in Eukaryota, Metazoa, Chordata, Testudines, Geoemydidae. The record is from RefSeq and is a predicted model, not a curated record. Gene Ontology annotation, cellular component: nucleosome.